Molecule: messenger RNA, 645 nt
Organism: Dibothriocephalus latus
Lineage: Eukaryota; Metazoa; Platyhelminthes; Cestoda; Diphyllobothriidea; Diphyllobothriidae
Source: the annotation of a GenBank genome assembly
AUGAAGUGGCCGGCCAUUAUACUGCUGCUGUUCAACACAUCAAGUCCUGGAAAUGACAAAUUCUUCAGAAAUGUUCUGUGCAAAUCAGUCACACCACCAAAAGUGGAGACCUCCGAGCAAACACAGACGGAAGUCACUGCUGGCGACGUAAGCACGCUUUCUGACAACGACGGCAGACGGUAUACAUGUCUCAAUGAAUUUAUCCUCGAACGCGGUAUUAAAAUAAUUCCGUGGGACUGUACGCUACUGAAAUACAAAAUGAUGCUCGCCACAGCCUUUCGAGGAACUCGCCUACAGCAAUGGCUUCAGACACUGAAUGAGAGAACAGAGUACCCGGUACUUGUGGCUGUUGGAAGGAUGGGCAGCGGGCGAGUGGUGUGCAGCAAACUGGAUGGCAUAAAAGUUGACCUGCGCCAAACACUGCAUUGGCUAGAUGUGGUGACAAAAGCCCAUUUUAACGACUAUGUGCUGCCUCAGCCCAGCGAGUUAAAAGCAAAAUGCAUGGACGCCUCGGUAUCUUCAGUCGAACCCUCCACACGUCUUAUUUGUGGCGCUGGUGAACUCUCCGGCUCUGCCGUGGAAAAGACUAAGGGAAGAGGUUUAACAACAAACAAAGACACGAUGACUGUGGUAAGCUUUGCUUGA